AUGGCAUUGCUACCAUCCAAUUCUCUAGUGUUUACGGUCCGUAGGCAUGAACCUGAGCUAGUUGUCCCAGCUAAGCCAACCCCUCGUGAGUGUAAAUUACUCUCGGACAUUGAUGACCAAGAGGGUCACCGAUUCCAAAUUCGAGGGAUGCAUUUUUAUCGGUACAACUCCUCCAUGCAAGGCAAAGACCCUGCCAAGGUUAUAAAGGAGGCACUGGCUCAAACCCUAGUGUUUUAUUAUCCCUUGGCAGGUAGACUAAGGGAAGGGCCAAACCGAAAGUUUACGAUUGAUUGUACUGGAGAAGGUGUCUUGUUUACUGAGGCUGAUGCUGAUGUUACGCUUGAAGAAUUUGGUGAUGCGGUUUACCCACCGUUUCCAUGUUCGGAGGAGCUUCUCUAUGAUGUCCCUGGCGCUAACGAAAUUCUAAAUUGCCCAUUGCUGCUAAUUCAGGUUUUUUUUUUUAAAAAAAAAAUUAACAGGAAAUGUGGGGGUUUCAUCUUCGCUCACCGGUUUAACCACACAAUGAGUGAUGGUGCUGGCCUAUCCCAAUUCAUGUCUGCUAUGGGAGAGAUAGCACGAGGUGCGCUUGCUCCCUCAACCCCACCGGUUUGGGAAAGGCACCUCCUGAAUGCUCGGGACUCACCACUCAUAACAUGUUUACACGACGAGUACGAUUCGGUUGGCACAUAUGGUACAAUUAUUCCAACAGACAACUUGGUUCGCCACUCUUUUUUCUUCGGACCAACUCAAAUUUCAGCUCUUCGUAGAUUUGUCCCUGACAACCUUCGCUGUUCAACAUUUGAUGUCUUAUCUGCAUGCAUAUGGCGUUGUCGUACACAAGCCUUGGGACUUUACCCUGACGAAGAUAUUCGCCUUAUCUGCAUCGUUAAUGCUCGGUCCAAGUUCAAUCCUCCCUUGUCAUUAGGAUAUUAUGGGAAUGCUCUUUGUUACCCAGCGGCUUCAACAACUGCAGGAAAGCUGUGCCAAAAUCCAUUAGAAUAUGCAUUAAAGCUAGUGAAAGAGGCCAAGACAAGGGCUACGGAAGAGUACAUGAAAUCAACAGCAGAUUUACUCGUGCUUAGAGGUCGACCAAAUGUUAACUUGGUUGGAUCUUUCCUAGUGUCUGAUUUAACACGUGCCAAGUUUUUAGAAGUUGAUUUUGGGUGGGGUGAGGCAGCCUUUUUUGGACCAGCCACUAGUUGGGAGCUAAUAAGCUUUUAUAUGCCGUCAAAGAAUGAGAAGGGAGAGGACGGUAUUGUGGUGCCAGUUUGCUUGCCAGCCCCAGCUAUGAAAAGCUUUGUGAAGGAGCUGGAUGGCUUGUUGAAGGAUGAGACAGCAGCUGUUGGUGCAUGAGGGUAACAUAUUUUAACUAAUUUUAACCAUAUUGGAUAUAUAAUUUGUAAAAUAAAUGCAUAACAACAGUCUAUGCAAUUUAGUCACACU
Molecule: messenger RNA, 1443 nt
Organism: Durio zibethinus
Lineage: Eukaryota; Viridiplantae; Streptophyta; Magnoliopsida; Malvales; Malvaceae
Source: RefSeq, a predicted model, not a curated record